AUGGACGACUCGCAAACAAAUCAACACCUUUCCACCAACUCACAACUCCCGGAUGUCGUGUUGACUUUCGGUGAUGAGAGGGUUGAUGCACACAAGGACAUCCUGCGCUCAAAAUCAGAAGUGUUCGUCGCAGCAUUCUCCGGCAAGUUCGGCGAAGUCAACGAAUAUGCCAUUGAAGGCCAUUCCGACGCUGCAAUCCACGCUAUGAUCCAGCAUAUCUACGGCUUCGCCGCAAUCGUCGCCAAGUGUGAGCUCUUUCUCGGUGUCUAUCUUCUCGCCAACGAAUACGACAUUGUUGGACUCACUGUUGAUGUGACUGAAGCGAUCAUCUAUUGCAUGGAAUACUUGCUGUGUGUCCAGAGAUUCGAGGAACCGUCACCGCGCGCUCUGGACUCUGUCAUAUCGAGCGUAAUCUCGCUCUUUGAAGAGUAUGUCAUAAUAGACGAGACCCUAAUCGAUGCCACAGCCCUUUUCUGCCUUCAAAGGCGUUACAACGUUAUGCAGAAGUGCAGUUGCUCGGCGGCACAGUGCAUCAAACGUCCGACCGAGCUCGGUGCGGGCUACACCAUGCGCUACAAAUACUCAACCACAGAUCCGAGCUUGGAGCUGCUUGUCGAAAAGAUGUCCGUAAUCGAUCUCGAUAUCGACGCUGACGACCUUGGAUUUUUGAAAUCAGGAGCUUGGCAUGGGUUCGAAAGAUAG
Messenger RNA from Aureobasidium pullulans EXF-150, 702 nucleotides. RefSeq lists its product as uncharacterized. Bases 1 to 702 code for a protein of 233 amino acids. Gene Ontology annotation, molecular function: protein binding. The transcript has 2 exons. Lineage: Eukaryota; Fungi; Ascomycota; Dothideomycetes; Dothideales; Saccotheciaceae. The record is from RefSeq and is a predicted model, not a curated record.